Molecule: messenger RNA, 2823 nt
Organism: Sardina pilchardus (European sardine)
Lineage: Eukaryota; Metazoa; Chordata; Actinopteri; Clupeiformes; Clupeidae
Product: ribonuclease inhibitor-like
Exons: 11
Coding region: 153-1967 (604 amino acids)
Biological process (GO): intracellular signal transduction
Molecular function (GO): protein binding
Source: RefSeq, a predicted model, not a curated record
ACAGAAAAAAAAGAGAGAAAAAAAAGCAAGAGUUACUGUAGUCUUGUGCUUCAUGUCUUCUGAACAGCUCUAGCUGUGACUCUGAGUAAAGGUAAGGGCAAGCAGUGAAUAAUACAUCAAUUGGACCCGUGCAGUUUGUAGCAAUCCCCAAAAUGAUUGCAGCCCUGAAGGAAGUGAUGAGGAGCACCCUGGGCUACCUCACAGGGCAGUCCGGAGGAGGAGGAGGUGGAGGGAUCGACGUGAACGUGGCCGCUCACUCUGGAGGGAUGGUGAACGCCCCGUCCAUGAGCGGCUGCACCGUCAACGGUCCCCUCACCUUCAGCUACGCUGGAGUGCCCAGUGCACAGCAAGGAGGUUGUGAAGGACAACAAGGGGAUCCAAGCCCAAAAAAGUGCAAGACCCCGGCUGAAGACUUGGAGGAGUUUGAUCUGAAGAAACACUCAAGAUCAGAAGAAGGUCUGAAGAAAAUGCUCCACAAAGUGAAAGUCAGGAGGAGAGUUCGGCUAAAUCAGUGUAACCUCUCUAAAGCAAGCUGUGAAAUGAUGGCAUCGGUGCUGCAAGAAUCAUCCUAUCUGAGAGAGCUGGACAUGAGUGGAAAUUACCUGCAGGAUGAAGGGGUGGAGCUGCUCUGUGUGGGACUAAGAGUUCCGCAAUGCAAACUGGAGACACUGAGACUGUGUGGUUGUCUGGUCUCACACAAAGGCUGUUCUUUAUUGGCCUCUGCUCUCAAAUCAAACCCCUCUCACCUCAAACAUCUGGAUCUGAGCUACAAUCACCCAGGAGACUCAGGUAUCAGGGAACUCACUGACACACUGAAUGAUCUCAACUGUAAACUACAGACUCUCAGGCUAAAUCAGUGUCAGCUCUCCAAAGAAAGCUGUGAAAUGAUAGCAUCAGUGCUGCAAGGGACACCCUCCCAUCUGAGAGAGCUGGACAUGAGUGACAAUGACCUGCAGGAUGAAGGAGUGGAGCUGCUCUGUGUGGGACUAAGAGAUCCACAAUGCAAGCUGGAGACACUGAGGUUAAGUCAGUGCCACCUCUCCAAAGCAAGCUGUGAAAGUAUGGCAUCGGUGCUGCAAGGGAAAACAUCCCAUCUGAGAGAGCUGGACAUGAGCGUCAAUGACCUGCAGGAUGAAGGAGUGGAGCUGCUCUGUGUGGGACUAGGAGAUCCACAGUGCAAGCUGGAGACACUGAGACUGUCUGGGUGUCUGAUCUCACACAAGGGCUGCUCUUGCUUGACCUCUGCCCUCAAAUCGAACCCCAACUAUCUGAAAGAGCUGGACUUGACCUACAAUCACCCAGGAAAAACAGGUGUCAGAGAGCUCUCAGACCAUCAGAGUGAUCCCAAUUGUAAACUAGAGACUUUCAGGUUUGAAGAUGCGGGGGAGGGCAGGAUGAAACCAGGACCGAGGAAAUAUGCCUGUGAGCUCACACUGGACCCAAACACAGCACACCGACGUCUGUCUCUCUCCGGGGGAAGCAGAACAGUGAGGUGGCAGACGGAGGAGCAACCGUAUGAUGACCGCUCGGACAGAUUCGACUACUGGGUCCAGGUGCUGUGUAGAGAGGGUCAGUCUGGACGCUGCUACUGGGAGGCUGAGUGGAGCGGUGACGCGGCCGAGAUAGCAGUGGCCUACAAGAGCGUCCGGAGGAAAGGGGAGCGUGAUGACAGCGGAUUUGGACGUAACGCCAAGUCCUGGAGACUCAACUGCUCUGGUGACCGGUACUCUGCCGUGCAUAACAAGACGAAGAUCGCCAUACCUGCCCCUUCCUCUGGUUCCCGCAGAGUAGGAGUGUAUCUGGACCGGCCAGCAGGCACUCUGUCCUUCUACAGGGUCUCCUCUGGCACACUCACCCUCUUGCACACGUUCCACUCCAUGUUUGAGGACACCGAGCCCCUCUGUCCUGGGUUUGGGUUUGAGUAUUGUGUCUCGAACUCCUCGGUAUCUCUGUGCCAGAUCACAUGACCUCUUGAUCCUGCAGGAACAACAUACUCACAUACACACGCGCACGUAUGCACUCCCUUACACACACGCGCGCACGCACACGCACACGCACACGCACACGCACACGCACACGCACACACACACACACACACACACAAACACACACACACACACACACACCACUUAUUAAAAGAACUGUAGAAUGCGCUUGCGGGUGGUGUUAGUGUAGUGGUUAAGGAGCUGGGCUAGUGUGCAAUAGCCUGAAAGUUGUCAGUUCAAUUCCCAGCUUCCACCAUUGUGCCACUGAGCAAGACACUUAACCCCAAGUUUCUCCAGGGACAAUGUAAUGACAAUGUUAUCCCUUGUAAUAUAGUUGAAAUACGUUAGUCACUUUGGACAACAACAAAAAACAGUGUCUGCUAGAUGUAAUUUAAUAACUUGGAUAAGUCAAUGGUUGGUUAAAGCACUGUGCAGAUACAGGACUGGCAACACAUGCUGCCUAAAUGAGUCAUCUUUGUAUGUUUCAUUAGAUUCAUAUCAAUUUAGCUGAUGCUUUCAUCCAAAGUGACGUACGACACAAACAAACAAUUUUUUAAAAAGUUGUAUACCGCUUUGUCUCUUAAUAAUUACAGUAAUAAACUACAAAAGAAAAUGCUGAACAUACUGUAUGUGCUUUUGCCUUUCAUCAAUAUUGAUAACUGUGAAUAUGCAGCAGUAGUUGUCUUAACUAGCCUACUGGUUCUGCCUGAUUGAUCUGUGAAAUGAAAAGACUGUUGGAAAACAAUAAACCAGAAUAUCAGCUAUUGGCAGGCAUGUGUAAACCUACCCGUAAUUUCCUGUGUAUGAGUCGCAUUGUGUAUUGCCGCAGGACAGUGUU